Molecule: messenger RNA, 2184 nt
Organism: Geodia barretti
Lineage: Eukaryota; Metazoa; Porifera; Demospongiae; Tetractinellida; Geodiidae
Source: the annotation of a GenBank genome assembly
CCUUCUCUCAACCUCUAAAGCUGGAUAGCAUAGCGACCGCCUCAUGGCAGCUAUAUAUACACCUCCACUCUUUCCCACCCAGUUUGCCAAACAGAAUAAGGUGUCUGGAUUUCAACGACACUUUCCUCUCCUUUGAACAUAUCAGGGCCUCUUUUCCUCAGUACACAGUCAAGUGCAAGGCUGGAUGAAGUCGGUAAACAAGUCCCACCUUUCAAGCUCACAUUUCCAGAGCAGCAAGAGAGGCAGUCUCAGAAGCGAAGGUUGGCAGCCCGAGAUGAGGCCCCACCCGGCCAGGGAGGGGAGGAGGAGGGGGAGGAGGACGUGCUACUGGUGGAACCUUACACCAUUCCCAACAGGGGCCCUUACCCAUACAACCAACCCAAGAAGAACGCCAUUCCAUUCACUCCGACACAGGUGGAGGCCAUCAACAGUGGCAUGCAGCCAGGGCUCACUCUGGUGGUAGGACCUCCGGGGACGGGCAAGACUGACGUGGCUGUCCAAAUCAUUUCAAACCUCUACCACAACUUCCCCGAACAGCGAACUCUCCUGGUGACCCACUCCAACCAGGCCCUCAACCAGCUGUUUGAGAAGAUCAUGGCUCUGGACAUUGACGAACGCCACCUCCUCAGGCUCGGUCACGGGGAGGAAGAGUUGCAGACAGAGAAAGACUUCAGCAGGUUUGGCCGAGUCAACUUCAUUCUGGCCCUGAGGCUGGAACUUCUCAAAGAAGUAGAGCGACUGCAGGGGAGUCUAGACGUGGCUGGUGAUGUGGCUUACACCUGCGAGACAGCCGGCCACUUCUACCUGUACCAAGUCCUCUCUCGCUGGGAGCAGUACGCCAACAAGAUCAAACCUCUGGCAAAGAAGGGAUGUUUCCGCCACCUGAGCAAGAUCUUCAAGCAGCUGGAGGAGUUCCGUCCGUUUGAGUUGCUGCGUAGUUCUCGUGACCGCAUCCACUAUCUCCUGGUGAAGGAGGCGAAGGUGAUUGCCAUGACCUGCACCCACGCUGCCCUCAAGAGGAAAGACCUCGUGGAACUGGCCUUCAAGUAUGACAAUGUGUUGAUGGAGGAGUCUGCCCAGAUUCUGGAGGUCGAAUCAUUCAUUCCCCUCAUGCUACAGAAUCCACAGGAUGGCUAUAAUCAGCUGAAAAGGGUCAUCAUGAUAGGAGACCACCACCAGUUGCCACCAGUUGUGCAGAACAUGGCCUUCCAGAAGUACUCCAACAUGGAGCAGAGUAUGUUUGCUCGGUUUGUGAGACUCAGAGUCCCCACGGUGCAGCUGGAUGCUCAGGGCAGAGCCAGACCUGCCCUCUGCCAGCUCUACAACUGGAGGUACAAGACUCUGGGAGACUUGCCACAUGUGACGGAGUGGCCAGAGUACCGGGUGGCCAACCCCGGCUUUGCCUUCCUCUACCAGCUGGUGGACGUGGGGGACCUCAAUGGAGUGGGAGAGAGGCUACCCCCCGAGCGAAUCGCCAUCCUCACCACCUACAACGGCCAGAAACAUCUUCUGAGAGAUGUCCUCAACAAGAGAUGUGCCAACAACCCCGUCUUUGGCCUCCCAGAGAAGGUGACAACGGUGGACCGAUACCAGGGCCAGCAGAACGACUACAUCAUCCUGUCGCUGGUGCGCACCAAGAACGUCGGUCACCUGCGAGACGUGCGGCGUCUGGUGGUGGCCAUGUCCCGUGCCCGCCUGGGACUCUACGUUCUGGCCAGAGUGAGCCUCUUCCAGGGCUGCACCGAGCUACAACCUGCCUUCCAGCUGUCUGGUGCCCCUCCGGAGGGCGAGGUGUUUGUUGUGGGCUCCAUGACCCAGCUGGCCCACUACGUCUAUACAGACUACCAGAUGAGGAUUGACACGCUCAGGGCCGCUGCUCUCCAGAAACACAAGGAUGAAGCCGAGAAGACGGAAGAGAUAAAGGAAGGAGAGGAGGGAGUUAGGGUAGGGUGUGAAGAGGAGAGGGUGAAAGAAGAGUCCUCUGCUGAAGGUGACAUUGGCAAGGAAGAGAAACAAGUGAAAGAAGAGUCCUCCGCUGAAGGUGACAUUGGCAAGGAAGAGAAACAAGUGAAAGAAGAGUCCUCCGCUGAAGGUGACAUUGGCAAGGAAGAGAAGCAAGAAGAAAGUGUUACGGAAGAACAAACGGCCAAUGAGCAGGAUGUUGAAGAGAAAAUGGACACUUGA